Molecule: messenger RNA, 627 nt
Organism: Chaetura pelagica (chimney swift)
Lineage: Eukaryota; Metazoa; Chordata; Aves; Apodiformes; Apodidae
Gene: IFT22
Product: intraflagellar transport 22
Exons: 5
Coding region: 1-627 (208 amino acids)
Biological process (GO): intracellular protein transport
Cellular component (GO): endomembrane system
Molecular function (GO): GTPase activity
Source: RefSeq, a predicted model, not a curated record
AUGUUGAAAAGCAUCUUGCUUCCCCUAACAAGCCUUAAUGAGAAACUUCAUCACCGAUUCAAGGGAGGAUCUGCAAUUAAAAUCACGAAGAAACUUCAGGCAAGGUCGGGGAAAUCGGUGUUGGCCAACUUCGUUUCGGAAAGCAUAGAAGGGAUUGGCGGCUACAGCCCGACACAAGGUGUAAGGAUCCUGGAGUAUGAGAAGCCAAACCUAAACGGUAGCAGCAAGGAAGCUGGGUGUCGGUUUGAGCUGUGGGAUUGCAGUGGUGAUCAAAAGUUUGAAACAUGUUGGCCAGCUCUGAUGAAAGACACUCAUGGUGUAAUAAUAAUCUUCAAUCCUGAGCUGCCCAGUCACCUGAAAGAAAUUGAAAUGUGGUACUCCUGUUUUGUGCAGCAGCAGCCCCUGCUUGACAACCAGUGUCUCCUGGUUGCACAUCACAAGCCAGGCAGCUCAGGGGACACAGAAAAUCUGUCCUUGGCUUACCCACUGAACAAGCUAAAGCUAAUACAUUCCAACUUAGAGGAAGAUCCUGAAGAUGUUCGGAUGGAAUUUAUGAAAUACUUCAAAAGCAUCAUCACCUUUAUGAAUGAGAGCAGAGAGAGGGAAGAGAUGUCAAUUAUCUCAUGA